AUGGAGGGACCAGAAGCAGAAACAGGACGAACGGUCUCGGACGUGGAAGCAGUGUUGGAUUUUCUACGCAAAAAUGGGUUAAAGGACGCAGAGUUGGCUCUUAAAGAGGACAUGAUUGAGAGAAAUACUGAAUUGGGCUCCUUUGACUUUGAGAAGUUCUUGUUUGUCUUGCCACCGGUGAGAAUUCCGGCGAGUGUCCGGGGACUGGAGGUGGAAGAAGUUGAUGGAAGAGUUGAGCGGUUGAGAUCGAGUUCUGGGUCGCCGUCCGACGAUGAAUUUGUUAGCUUGGGGUCUUCUACUAGUGUCAGUGGUGCGUACUCUUCAGAGUUCUCAAAUCCGUAUGGACUUCAUUCUGCAUCUCAGGCUAAUUCAGAUACUUCAUCUGAUAGGCUGUCUCAGUUUGGCACUGCACGUGAUUACCCUGAUUUCGAUAUGCAGAAUGACUUCUAUUGGUAUGAUGAGAAAGAGGAGGGCUACUUCAUGACUCCCUGCUUCAAUGGGAUGGACUACUUUGGUUGUCCUAGUGAGGAUAAGUUUGUCAUGACAUCUGAGACAGGGAAGCAAUUUGAAAAUUCCAAGGGUUUGUAUGAUAAAUCAGAAGGUGAAACAGAAGGAACAACUGAUUACUUGGAUAAGCAGUGUCUUUUCAAGGUGACAUCUGUGAAUAAUAAAAACGAGGCUCAAUCUAUUGCUUAUUACCAUUUUGAUAAAAGAAACCAGCUAGAAGGAGACAUUGAGGGGGAUGGUAAUUCAUCCCCCAAUUGCAAAAGCUGUGCAGAAACAGGAGGGAUUUAUGGAAAGAAUCAUGUUGACUGUAUCUACUCGAAAUCCAAAGGAACUGAUUUAGGUGACUUACAGUUAAAAGUCCGGGAAAGCCCAACUCAUUACAAUAUAGCUCCUGUGCAUAUGGAAAACGAGAAUGCUAACUACUAUAGUAAGAAAGGUUUCAAAAGUGACUGGAUUGAAGGGUUUAAAAGUACCUCUGACAUCAUAGAAGAGGGAAUUGAUGACUUUGAAGUUGGAGAUGGUGGAGAAGUGAAUGGAGAAGCCCACCAACUUGUGGCUGCUAUAGGUGGAGAAGAUGUUACUGCUGAUGAGCUUUUGAUGUACUGUAACCAGGAGGAUGAAUAUGAAAUAUUCAAUCUGCGAGUUAUACACAGGAAAAACAGGACUGGAUUUGAGGAAAACAAGGAUCUGCCCAUUGUGCUAAAUACUGUCAUUGCAGGCAGAUAUUAUGUCAUGGAAUACCUAGGUUCAGCUGCUUUCAGUAAGGUCAUUCAGGCACAUGAUCUUUACACAGGAAUAGACGUUUGCCUGAAGAUCAUUAAAAAUGACAAAGAUUUUUUCGAUCAGAGUCUAGAUGAAAUUAAACUUCUGAAGAUAGUGAACAAGCAUGAUCCGGCUGAUGAACGUCACAUUUUGCGCCUCUAUGACUACUUUUAUCACCAAGAGCAUCUCUUCAUCGUUUGUGAACUCCUUAAGGCGAACUUGUAUGAAUUUCAGAAAUUUAAUCAAGAAUCAGGUGGUGAAGCUUAUUUCACUCUGAGCAGAUUGCAGGUCAUAACCCGUCAAUGUUUGGAGGCACUUGAAUACUUGCAUCACUUGGGAAUUAUUCACUGUGAUUUAAAGCCCGAAAACAUUCUUAUAAAGAGUUAUAGGAGAUGUGAGAUAAAGGUUAUUGAUCUCGGAAGCAGUUGCUUUAAGUCGGACAACUUAUGCCUAUAUGUACAAUCUCGCUCCUAUAGAGCCCCUGAAGUUAUUCUAGGUCUCCCUUAUGACCAAAAGAUUGACUUAUGGUCUCUUGGCUGCAUCUUGGCUGAGCUGUGUUCUGGGGAAGUGCUCUUUCCAAAUGAUGCGGUUGUAAUGAUCCUUGCACGCAUGAUCGGUAUGCUGGGUCCUAUAGAUUCAGAUAUGUUGGUGACAGGACAGGAAACGCACAAAUACUUUACAAAAGAAUAUGGUCUCUAUCAUUUAAAUGAGGAGACAAAUCAAGUAGAAUACCUUAUUCCUGAGGAGUCCUCACUGGAGCAUCAUCUCCAAAUUUCUGAUGUUGGAUUUGUUGAUUUCGCUAGAAACUUGCUUGAGCUCAAUCCCCUGAGGCGUCCAACUGCAAGGGAGGCACUGGAGCACCCAUGGCUUUCACAUUCAUACUGA
Molecule: messenger RNA, 2154 nt
Organism: Dovyalis caffra
Lineage: Eukaryota; Viridiplantae; Streptophyta; Magnoliopsida; Malpighiales; Salicaceae
Source: the annotation of a GenBank genome assembly